AUGCCCUAUGUCGACGUGACAUCUAGCACUGGGAAAACCAGAUUCAAGUACACAAUAUGCACUCCGGCCUCUGAAGAGGCUGACGAGAUUGAUCGAAAUCUUCCAACCUUGCUUUUUAUUCAUCCUGUGUCUAUAGCUGAACAUAUAUAUUAUGCCCAAUUUUGUGACUGUCAACUACGACGAUUUAAUCUUGUUUCUUUUGAUUUGAGAGGAGGGCACGGUGGUACAACUGGCGACAGAGUUCCAUUUCGCUACGGACAGGUUGAAGCUGCAGAAGACACUAUGAGAUUAAUGGAUGCAAUCAAGCUACCACCCUGUCACCUUGUCGCCAUGUCCUCUGGGACUACAAUCGCUGUUGAAAUAGCAGUAACACAACCCGAGCGUGUAUUGUCCAUGUUUCUAAUAUCUCACUUGUGCCUUGAAAUACCACUUGAAGUAGCCGAGGGUCACAAAGAAGUUAAUGAUGUCUGGGCUUCCGCUUUCCCAGACGAAUCGACUGUGAAAGAAGAUGCUAUUUAUGAUGCGGGUUUUGGCAACAUACAGUACAUGUUCAGCAAUCCGAAGCUCUCUCCUCUUGUAACAGCUAUGACCCGUGUCACUUAUCCAGUCGCCAUGGUCAGGUGGAACUAUCAUCAUUUGGAUCAGUUUCGCAUCAUGAACCUUGACUUUUACCUCAACCGCAAAUCUCAUCCAAAAUCUGUAUUGGCUCGAAUAAUUGGCUCCGUAAAACUUGUGCAUGGUUCUGAAGAUGUCGCAUAUCCAAAGUCAUAUGCAGAAGAGUUUCUUCGACAAUUAGAAGAAGCUGGUGUUGAAGCUUCAUUACUAGAAGUCCCUGGUGCACCACACUACUUAUCGCCAGACUUCGCAGCUUGUAUAAAUCCAGUUCUGCACAAGUUCAUUCUUCAAAACGAUCGCUUUGACCUUGGGUUAUGUGCCCCAAUUCCAGAUCAUGUUGUAUCCCCCUGGGAAGAUAAAAUGAGACAAGCGGGGUUGAAUCCAGACGGCGCUGAAGACGCGGACUCUUCCUCUGAUGACGGUAUCAUAAUCAACUCUUGCUCGCCCUCAUACCUAGUAGAGACGCUCGAUUUCCUGUAA
Messenger RNA from Lentinula edodes (shiitake mushroom), 1095 nucleotides. Its product is annotated as Alpha/Beta hydrolase protein. Gene Ontology annotation, biological process: glycerolipid catabolic process. The record is from RefSeq and is a predicted model, not a curated record. Gene Ontology annotation, molecular function: triacylglycerol lipase activity. Bases 1 to 1095 code for a protein of 364 amino acids. The transcript is spliced from 6 exons. NCBI's taxonomy places the organism in Eukaryota, Fungi, Basidiomycota, Agaricomycetes, Agaricales, Omphalotaceae.